AUGGAUGGCUUUGUUUUACCAUCGUUUGAGUCCACUUGUAUUUUGAAGGAUAAAGACAUUCUGUGUGUGAAGAGAAAGGGAAGUAGGUUAACUGAGAGUAAAUCUGCAAUGCUGCCGUUAGAAGCUCGUGAAAAUCAAUCCAUAGAGGCUCUGAACCUACUUGCUAUUGAGGGGUUUCAAGAGGAGAAGCCAGAAUAUGAAACUGUUUCCCUAGAUGAUGAAGAUGAUGAUGAUGAUGAUGAUGACGAUGAUCAACCUGAAGAUGUGGUUUAUGUGGAAUCUAAAUCUGAUGUGAAUACAACCUUGAAAAAGAGAAAGGCGUCAAAGAAGCUUAAGAGCCCUAGUCAGAAGAAGAUUAAGAUGUCUACUACUGAAAACGUAUCAGUCAUUCCUGAGGUUGAUGAUAAGGAAAAUGUAAGUAUUAAAGACGGUACUCACCAGCAGCCAAGUCCUGCAAAAAAGUCAUCAAAAAAGUUGUCAAAAAAGUCUAGCAACCUUGAUUUAGUUAAACAAAAAGAUGACAAAAAUGGGUCAACAAGCGAUGAAACAAGGUCUCUUCAGCCUCAAGGUGAAGGCGAAACUAAAAAGUUGCCUAGCAGAAGUGCUCGGCGGAAAAAGGCCAAGAGAAAGUGGUUGAGGGAACGAAAAUUAGAGAAUGAGAAUGAGAAUGAGAAUGAGAAUGAGAAUGAGAAUGAGAAUGAGAAUGAGAAUGAGAAUGAGAAUGAGAAUGAGAAGGAGAAGGUAAGGUAA
Lathyrus sativus (Indian pea) is the source of this 750-nucleotide messenger RNA. Lineage: Eukaryota; Viridiplantae; Streptophyta; Magnoliopsida; Fabales; Fabaceae. The record is from the annotation of a GenBank genome assembly.